AUGGAGGGGACGAUGCUGAGACAGGACAAGGCACAGAAGCGGGUGAGGUUCCGUGUGGCUUCAGGGAACAGCGGCCGCGUGCUGAAGGAGAUUUUCAAGGAUGAAGGGCCUUCGGACUCCCUGGAUUCAGACUGCACCAGCAGCUCGGAUGCCGAUAGGGCCAGCACCCCUUCUACAAGCGGGGACGUCCAUGGAAACCUCUUUGGGUGUCUGGGCUCAGAGCUGGAUGACAGCGAAUGUGAGCCGGAUGACCUGCUCUUGUACGCAGGAGCCACCAAAGACUGGAUGUUCACCACCAAAAGGGUCAACAUACUGAGUAAGAAUGGGACAGUGAGGGGGGUCAAGCACAAAGUCAGCGCAGGGCUGACUCUGUUUGAAAACCUUCCAACUUCAAACAGUAUGGAGCUGUCCCUUGAAUGUGGACGGAUAGUGAUCUACACUACCAGUUUCCGCGUGGUGAGGACGACCUUCGAGCGCUGCGAGCUCGUCCGGAAGAUCUUCCAGAACCACAGGGUGAAGUUCGUGGAGAAGAACAUCGCCCUGGACAGCGAGUACGGGAAGGAGCUGGAGGAGCGGUGCAAACGUGUGGGAGAGCCUCCUUCAUUACCCGUGGUGUUCAUCGAUGGACACUACCUUGGGGGUGCUGAGAAAAUACUCGGCAUGAAUGAGUCAGGAGAACUUCAGGAUCUUUUGACUAAAAUUGAGAGGGUACAGCACCCCCAGACGUGCCAGACCUGUGGCGGCUUCGCCUUCGUCCCGUGCCCAACGUGCCAUGGCAGCAAGAUGUCCGUGUUUCGAAACUGCUUCACGGAUUCCUUCAAAGCCCUCAAGUGCACUUCGUGUAACGAGAACGGCCUGCAGCCGUGUAUGAGCUGCAGCCAGUGA
This is a messenger RNA of Cheilinus undulatus (humphead wrasse), 885 nucleotides long. It is a transcript of the gene grxcr1a, whose product is annotated as glutaredoxin and cysteine rich domain containing 1 a. Gene Ontology annotation, biological process: sensory perception of sound. NCBI's taxonomy places the organism in Eukaryota, Metazoa, Chordata, Actinopteri, Labriformes, Labridae. The record is from RefSeq and is a predicted model, not a curated record. The transcript is spliced from 4 exons. Bases 1 to 885 code for a protein of 294 amino acids.